UGACGGAGCAACAACAAUUAAUGUUGGUGAUGUGUCACAGUUGCCUCCUAUGUAAGAUUGAAACAGUCAGAAGCACAUGGUUGUGACUAUUAGAUGACCAUUGUUUUAUGUUUGACCAGUUGUGACAUAUAAAUGACCAUCGUUCGUACGAUUUCUGGCCUGUUGUGACUGAUAUAUGACUUUCAUUCUAUGACUGACCAGUUGUGAAUUAUAGAUGAAUAAUGUUGCAACGAAAAUGAAAAUAUGUAUAAUACUGUAAUGCUUGAAUUGAAAUGGAUUUGAACUUUAAGAGAUUUUACUAAUUCAUCAUUAAAAUGUCAUAUCCGGAGUUAGACGAAGGAACAAUAUCAGAAUUAAAAGAUGUAUUCAGUAACUUUGACCAAGAUGGAGAUGGUAUGAUAACUACAAAAGAACUUGGAACUGUAUUAAGACAACUUGGAAUGAAUCCAUCAGAAGCCGAGUUACAUGAUAUGAUUGAUGCAGUAGACUCAGACGGUAACGGGACCAUUGAUUUUCCAGAAUUUCUAAACAUGAUGGCAUCCAAAAUGAACGAAAUUGGAACUGAAGACGAAAUUCGUGAAACAUUCCUAUUUUUUGACAAAAAUGGCGACGGACUAAUAACAGCAAAGGAAUUGCGAAUGGUAAUGUUAAAUUUAGGAGAAAAAAUGACAGAUGAUGAAAUUAACGACAUGAUCCAAGAGGCUGACACAAACGGAGAUGGUGUUAUCAAUUACGAAGAGUUUACCAGAGUGAUGCUGAGUAAAUGAAAAAGUAUUGGAUCAAAACUUACACUUCAUCAGCUUAAAAAAACCGUGUAGACUAAGUGCUUUCAGCAAAACAUUGUUAUGUCCUAACAUCAUACGCACAUGUAACAAAGAAUUGGUUAUAAAGCUAUCAAAAUCAUUAGAUAUGUGAUGUUAUUGAAUAAAUUUGAUAUGUAUUGUUUAAUGCAAACUUUUAGAAAAGUAUCAUUGUUCAAUAUUUCUUCGCAGUAAACCUAUAGUAUUGUUUGUGAAAUACAUGCUUGUCCUUGUUUUGUCUGAUUUUCAGUUGAUAUAAUCACAGUUGUUCAACCUAUAUAACAAUACGGAAACUUUGUAUGAUUGCUAAUGAUACAACUAUCCAUCAAAUCCGAAUGUCAAGGAUGUUAACAACUGCAGGUCACCGAACGGCCUUCAACGAUGAGCAGAACCCGUAUCGUACAGUAAGUUUUUAAAUGCUCCAGGAUAUACCUGGUACAUGCAAUUUUGAACAGAUGAAGAUCCAGGUAACUGCUGUUGAUUUUCCGAUGUCAAAGGUCAUUUGGUUUGUGUCUAAAUUAGUCCAUCGUGAAACAGCUUUAAGCAUUCUUAUCGGUUUAAAUUAGUUUCCGAGAAUCACCAUGAAUACAUG
Molecule: messenger RNA, 1392 nt
Organism: Mytilus californianus (California mussel)
Lineage: Eukaryota; Metazoa; Mollusca; Bivalvia; Mytilida; Mytilidae
Product: calmodulin-beta-like
Exons: 5
Coding region: 315-767 (150 amino acids)
Molecular function (GO): enzyme regulator activity; calcium ion binding
Source: RefSeq, a predicted model, not a curated record